AAAAACGGCUACUAAAUAUUACUAAGCGCCGGGGCGAAAGAUGGACGAAGGGGGUCUGGCUGAAGAGAUACAAGUCCUUGAAGCAAUUUACAUUGAAGAAUUGGAAGUACAAAGAAAUGACAGGGAUGAAAUAAACAAGAUAACUCUGCAGUUACAUCCAGCUACAGGGGAAGAUCUGGAGCAGAGAUUUGUCUGUAUGACUCUCAUACUGGACUUGUCACCACAGUACCCUGAUGUUCCCCCAGAGAUCACCAUAAAGAAUCCACGUGGUAUUGCAGAAGAAGAACUCCUCAGUCUGAGAGAGGAUAUGCACAAGCUAUGUGAAGACAGACAAGGAGGUCCUGUACUGUUUGAACUAAUUGAGCUUGCCAAGGAUAGUCUCACUGCUGGAAAUAUUCCCCACUGUCCAUGCAUGAUUUGUCUAGAACAUUUCCAUGAGGGUGAAAAGUUUACGAAGACGGAGUGUUACCACUAUUUUCAUGAGAGUUGUCUCUCACGUUAUGUGACUCACGUGCUAACAAAGACACCUGAGAUUGUACUUGCUCAUGCUGAGCCGUCUCCUGCAGCAAGUAAGCUUGUGUGUCCGGUGUGCCGGGAGGAAAUUCAUUACAAGUUUGAUGACUUUGAUACUUCACCUUUAGAAGAUGAUUUUGUGUUCACACCAACUGAUGAGAUGAGAGAAGUUCAGGCCCAUAUGGCAGCCAUGUUGGAGCAGCAGAGAGCCAAAGGUGGAAUCAUUGAUGUUGAGGCAGAGAGGAAUAAAUACCUAGUGAAAAAUGAUGAUGUUGUUUUGUUGACUCUUCCUAAAGCUGAAACUAAAGAAAAACCAGACAGACCAAAGUCUGCUCAGUCAAGGCAUGAGAAAGUAAACCAAGAAAGUAUUAAAGGAAAUGUCUCUAGACAAUCAGACAUUGAUGGAAGGAAACAAGGAAGCAAUAGAAAUGAUAAAGUUGGAUAUAGGAAGGGUAGAGGAAGAGGAUAUAGAUAUAAUGGUGAUGAUUCUACAAGAGAUAAUGAAAAUAGGGUGAGAGAUAGGAGGGAUAAAAGAAAAACUGAGAAUACAUCUGAUAAUGUUUCUAGAAAGAUGAAUAAUGAAUCUGAUAAUAUUGAAUAUAAUAGUAUUAAGGAGAAUAGAAACAAAGGUAAUGCUGAUAGUAGAAAUCGGAGGAAUUAUCAGUAUAAUUACAGAAGGAAGCCUGGUGAAGUGAAAGACAAGUUUCAAAAAGAUCCAGAAGGUGAUCAGGGUGAAACCAGUUAUUUUGAAAAUCCUGGUAGAAAUGAUAGGAAAGAUAUGGAAAAGGUUAAAGAGAAAAAACUGGGAUUUGGUAGACCACCUGAAAAUGAAACUAUAAAAUCUUUAGAUAAAGGGGACUCAAAAACUGGUGCAAUAUCAGAUACACCAGAAGAAGAAAUUCCUGACAAGGACCAAAAAGGUUUUGGAAAACCAAAGAGAAAAGAUGAAAAUAGAAGUGACACUAAUGAAGAUGUAACAGCUGCUUGUCCUCCAGCUGAUAAUUGCAAUGAAAAUCAGGGUCAGUCACUUGAAAGUAAAACUGUCUUGAAAGAAAAAAGUCAACAGGAAUUGGACAAAGUUUACAGUAUAGAUGGAAAAGGUAUUCAAACAGCUAAUGAUAGAACAUUUCAAGGUAAUAGAGGGGGUUUAGGUAGGCCUCCACAUGAAAAGGAUGACAAUGAAAAAGAGUUGAAUAAAGGCGACUGUAAAUCUUCACAAAAUAACCAGACUCAUAGGAGGGGUGGUUUUGGGAGACCUGAUAGGGAAUAUUAUAGAGAUAAAAACUUUACGAGAGAGAAACCUAGACAAAACAGGGGUGGUUUUGGUAAACCAGGUGGACAUAACAAAGAAAGUUCAGAAGAGAUGUCUAGACCAGGCAGUGGUAAAUAUAGUAGUCAACAAGACAGAAGAAAUAGUCCUAGGAAUCAUGAAGAACAGUCCAAAGAUGGAGAUAAAAACUUAACGAGAGAGAGACCUAGACAAAACAGGGGUGGCUUUGGUAAACCAGGUGGACAUAACAAAGAAAGUUCAGAAGAGAUGUCUAGACCAGGCAGUGAUAAAUCUCCUAGUCAACAAGACAGAAGAAGUAGUCCUAGGAAUCAUGAAGAACAGUCCAAAGAUGGAGAUGAAAACUUUACAAGGGAGAAACCUAGACAAAACAGGGGUGGUUUUGGUCAACCAGGUAGACAUAACAAAGAAACUUUGGAAGAGAUGUCAAGACCAGACAGUGGUAAAUCUAGUAGUCAACAAGACAGAAGAAGUAGUCCUAGGAAUCAUGAAGAACAUUACAAAGAUGGAAAUGAAAACUUUACAAGAGAGAAACCUAGACAAAACAGGGGUGGUUUUGGUAAACCUGAUAGACAUAACAAAGAAAGAUCAGAAGAGAUGUCUAGACAAGGCAGUGGUAAAUAUAGUAGUCAACAAGACAGCAGUAGUCCUAGGAAUCUUGAAGAACAGUUCAAAGAUGGAGAUAGACCUUGGAAUGGUAACAGACAUAGAUAUAAUAAAGAUGAUAGGCAUAAUGCUAAUUGGAGAAGUCAUGGCAGGAAUAACAGGUACAAUUCAGAUGAAAAUUGGGAAUAUUCUAAUGAUGAAAAGUCCUAUAACCAAAAAGCUAGCAGAAAUCAAGGCAGUGGACGGUAUUAUGAUAGACAUGAAAGAGGUUUCCAUAAAGACAGAGGGUUCAAACCUAAAUAUGGAACUGAAAAUGAAGUAAACAAACCUGGAUCUAGAAAUAAAAAUGUGCCACCAAGGUUUAAUGAACAUAUAGACAAAGAUGUAGAAAAAAUAGACAGGAAACUUGAUAGUAUGGUAGUUUCAGAAAAUUCAUUGGAAUUGAAAAAUGCUGAGAUGUUUGAAAGUGAUGAUAAAUUAAAAAUGAAUUCCAGUGCAAAAGACUGUGAUAAAAAUGAAUUUAGUAAUACUAGUAAAAGACCUUUGUCUUCGGACAUUCGAGAAAAUAGUGAUUCCAAAGGUGGUGAGAAAAAGGGACCUCCUGGAUUUGUAACUUCACCUCCACCAGGUUUUGAAAGGACAGAAAGGGAUAGUAUGUCAAUGGUUAAACCUCCACCAGGGUUUAAAAAGUAGCUGUGAUAAUUUUUUGGGGAUGUUUUAUGCUAGACUGAGAAAGAAAUAUGCCAAUAUAUAGAUGAGAUGAACUUAAUUUUCGGUGUUUAGAGUUCUUACCUUAUCUUGUUAAAAGCCUUCCAAAACCUGCAUAAAUUUUGUUCCUUACUCUAUUUAUGUCAUUUGGCAUAAAGAAUUAAUUGAAUAUGUCGUUGCCACAGGUAGUUAUGUAUGACAAGUAGAAUUUUUUACUUUGAAACAUCUGCCUGAUUAGUAAAGAAUAUUUUUAUCUCGACUAUUCGGAGAAUGAGAGAUCCUACUCAAAACACCAUUGGCGUCACACCGUAGUUAAGUAUUUCUUACCAGUCCACAUUUUGGCAAGACCUUUUGUCAUAUAGCUUUGAAACUUUGAAUACUUUUUGUGUACUGUCACCAUGUCCAGUUUUAGGCUAGAAUACAUAACUCCAUCAAGGAUUUUGUCUGAAUUAUGGCUCCUUUUAACUUGCAAAUCUUGGUUAAGUUUUUUGUACCAGUUUAUUUUUUGUGUAAACUGUUUGACUUAUGGCUUUGAAACUUUUAUUACUUGUAUAUUAUAAAAGUCUCUAUUUGUAGGCAAGAGUACAGGCUGAAUUAUGGUCCCUUUUGGACUUGGAAAUUGGUUCAGUUUUUUUGUACAAGUCCAUGUUUUGUCAAAACCAUUUGACAUGUGGCCUUGAAACUUUGAACACCUGCUAAUCAUCAUGAUUUCUAUCUUAAGGCAAGAAUACAUAAUUCUGUCAACUAUUUUGGCAGAAUUAUGGCCCUUUUUGGACAAGUCCAUGUUUUGUCAAAACUAUUUGAUAUAUGGCUUUGAAACUUUGAACAUUUGUUCAUGGUCAUGAUCUCCAUCUGUAAUCGAGGGUAUAUUAUUAUGUCAAAGAUAUUUGGCUGAAUUUUGGCCCUUUUUGGAAUUGGAAAUUGGUUCUGUUUUCGUACAAGUCCACAUUUUGUCAAAACAAUUUGACACGCGGCUUUGAAACUUUGAACACUUGUUCAUGGUCAUGAUCUCCAUUUGUAGUAAAGGGUAAGUAACUAUGUCAAAGAUAUUUGGCUGAAGCCUCUUUUGACUUUGAAAUAAGUUAAAUUUUUCGUACCAGUCCAUAUUUUGUCUAACUGUUAAUGUAUGGCUUUGAAACUUUGACCAAUUGUUAACCAUCAUAGUUUCCAUAUGUAGGCAAGACUACAUAACUAGGACAAGGAUUUUGGCUCAGUUUGGUCUUAAAGACGGGACGUAUUAUGGGAACACCCUUGGCAGGCUGGUGUGCGGGUGGUCUCCACAAACUUUGUCUAGAGCAAUUCUCAUGGAGGGAUUUUGAUGUAACUUGGCACAUAUUUUGACCCCAUACUUACAGCAGCUCUCCAAAUAGUCGAGCACACUGUCAACAGACAGCUUUUGUCAUUUAUAUAAAGACAUUUCAGUCUGGAGUAGAGCUAGAAAACAUUUACUUCUGUUAAGAAAAUCUUAAAUUGACGAGGGCAUUCAUCUUUUAAUGCUGCAUUAAUUUGAGCCACGCCAUGGGAAAACCAACAUAGUGGGUUUGCGACCAGCAUGGAUCCAGACCAGCCUGCGCAUCCGCGCAGUCUGGUCAGGAUCCAUGCUGUUCACUUUCAAAGCCUAUUGCAAUUAGAGAAACUUUUAGCGAACAGCAUGGAUCCUGACCAGACUGCGCGGAUGCGCAGGCUGGUCUGGAUCCAUGCUGGUCGCAAAGCCACUAUACUGGUCUUCCCAUGGCACGGCUCAUUUAUAUUUAGUUUUACUACGAAAAUAUGUUUCUCUGUAGUUUUAACAUGUAUGUAAAAGAAGUGGAUACUUCAGUACCAGGUGUCUUUCAGCAGAAAUUUAAAUAGUGGGUAAUUGAUGCAAAAAUGAUAUUCUGUAGUUGUUUAAGUGACCUGUUCUGUUUUUCUUUUUUGUUCUUUUCUUUUGAAUAACAAUGAUGAAACGCUUUACUUUUGUUUAAAGAUAAAAUAUGGUAAAAACAGGCAGAUUUUUUAAAAACAUUCAAGAAAUAUUUUUAAAAAAAAAAAAAAAAGAGACCUUUGGUGUAUAUGUUGCUCAGACUGACCUAUGAAAUAUUAAGAAAAAAGUAUUCCAGUGAUAGUUCUUUAAAUAUAGAAAGUCUGAGACCCAACAAAAACAAUUUUCUACUAAUGAUUUUUUACUAACACAAGUUUCUUAUACCAGUAUUCCUUUCUUUUGUUAUUUUAUGAACAUGUGAAACAUUUUAUUGUCUCCCACCACACAGUGGUGUGGGAGACAUAUUGAUUUACUCCAAUCUGUGUGUCUGUCACAAACCUUGUCCGCACUCUUUAAGUCGAACAUUUCUCAUCCGAUCUUCACCAAACUUGAACAAAAUGUGUUUGACCAUCAGACCUCGGCCAAGUUUGAUAACUAGCCAAAUCCGCCCAAGCACUUUCGAAUUAUGGCCCUUGAAUUACUGAUUGGAUCCACCCGUCUAGCCCAUCCAGAGAAACAAGGCAGUUGUGGGAGACAUGAGCUUUUCUCAAAAGCAUCUCUAGUUAUAUCAAACUUUAUAUAGUAGAGAUACUGAGGGGUUUUUUUUUGUUCACCAAAACUGUGAAUGAGCAACGGUGGUCUUUAUGAAACUGCUCAUGGAUUUACAUGUUCUUUUCUUCAAUUAAAUGAAAAGACUCAGUCAAGUAAAUUGGUACUUGAUCAUCAUAAAACUGUCAGAAUGUUUUUUUCUUUUAAAUCCAAGUCCAGUCCAAAACUGGGUUACUGGAAGUCUUGAAAUAGAUCACGAGUUCAAAUCAUAGAAAAAGCUUGUUAAAGGAAAUUCCUAUAGUUUUUUAUGCGCAUCUUUCUGCGCAGCCGACACUUUCUAUGGAAAAGUCAACAUUUGUUGAAACAUGUUACAGACAAUCUUAAAUAUGAGGAAUCUUGAAUGAAAUAACAUUUUUGAUAAGUUAUAUCAGUAAUCAUAUGUUGAUACUGGUUUAUGUUGUAUUGCCAAGUAUCAUGCCUGACAGGUAUCUUGUUAUUUUUGUGGUUGUGUUUUCACAUCGCAUUUUAGUACAAAGACAGUGUUGUUCAUAUAAUGUAAGAUAGUUGACUUAGUACUGAUAAGACAAUAUCACCUUUCAGAUUAUUUAGUAUUUAAUUAUAGAAAGAAUUAAGAAUUUUUAAAACUUUUUUUUAAGUUUUAGCAGACAUACAUGUAAUCAAUUUGGCCAGGUUCGCGUCAUUUCCGUCCGAACAGGUGUUGUAUUCUAGCGGUCUUAACAUAAAAUUUAGCCUGGUGACCCAUACAUUUUUAGCCUUUUUAUGCUCACAAUACAAUUAUCUAUACACAAGAAGGAAAAGAAAAAAAUUCUACGAAAGAGUUUUUUCAAAAUAAAAAAAAAAUUCUUCACUAUGGGUAUUUUUCAUUGAAAAAAGUUCACAAAAGUAAAUAUGAAACAAUAUUUUUUUUUCAUUUGUACCCAUUAUUGUAAGGAUAGAGUAUUACAAAUAUGACUAUGAUAUCAAAUAAGUAUAUAAUAAAAUCUGUAAAAAGAAAAAACCGUAUUGUGCUGCCUGCAUGUAUAUUUUGGUUGGUAUUUAUAAAAUAGCAGAAAAUUAUGAAAAUGUUGAAAAAUCGCUGGCAGUUUCAGUAACAGUGGGUGUGUUCAAAACAAUUUUUCACAAAAACAAGCCUGAUGACCUAUUGUUUUUAUUCGUUCAUUGUUUUCAGCACAAAAUUUCCUAUCAUAUAUGUGAAUUUAAAAAAAAAUUUUAUGAAAGGAAAAAAACUAUAGGAAUUCUCUUUAACACUCAGGAGGCCACAUUUUCUACUUAGUCUUCAUAAAACUUUCUCAGAAUGUUUGUCUCUAUAAAAUCUAGGUAAAGCUCGAAACUGGAUUAUCUAGGUAAAAAACUAGGUCACUCGGUCAAAUCCUAGAAAGGUGUUGUCAGCACUGUAAAGGCCCGAUUUUCAUGGGAUUUGGUUGUAAUGUUUGUCUGUUUAAAAUCAGGGUAACUUGGUCACUUAGGAAAAACUUAGGUUGUUAGGUCAAAUCAUAGUACAACACUUUAAAAACCACUUUUUUGUUCAUAUGUGUCAUAAUGAAUCACUGGAACCACCCCUCCUGAUAUAAUUCCUUUGCAUCUAACUCCAAACUAACAGUAUGAUACAAUCUGAAUAACAGUGAUAUUAUUUAAUGAUAAAAUCAGCAUUUGAGAUGAUCUAUUAUUUAAGUAUUUUUUUUUCACGGUUUGCUUUGUUCAUUUAAAAAGUUUUGUCUUGAAGGGUGUAUACUGAACAAUCAUGUCUUAUUUGAUGCAUAUGCUAACUGAAUCUUACACAACAGGCAAUAAUUGGUAACAGACUAUCCCAGUACAUGCAGUGUUAAUUUAGAAUGUAAAUUGUAACAAAUUACAAUAUAAAUUUAAAACAAUUUACAUGUACUAAAAAAGGCCUCUCUUAUAUAUUAAGACAUUAUAAAUUGACCAGAAUAUGGUUUUAGGGUGCAAUAUGAUCCAUUGCUAUUCAGUGUGAAUGUACUAUGAUAGCUUGAAUGGUAACGGGUUUUGGUAGAGUAUAUGUUGAUGAAUUCAUAUGGUUGGAAUUUCAAAUACUUAAGUGAUUAAAAUGCUGUUAAAGACA
Molecule: messenger RNA, 7725 nt
Organism: Mercenaria mercenaria
Lineage: Eukaryota; Metazoa; Mollusca; Bivalvia; Venerida; Veneridae
Exons: 8
Coding region: 41-3100 (1019 amino acids)
Biological process (GO): protein ubiquitination
Cellular component (GO): nucleus
Molecular function (GO): protein binding; ubiquitin protein ligase activity
Source: RefSeq, a predicted model, not a curated record